Teleopsis dalmanni is the source of this 4421-nucleotide messenger RNA. RefSeq names its product intraflagellar transport protein 140 homolog (gene rempA). Gene Ontology annotation, molecular function: protein binding. NCBI's taxonomy places the organism in Eukaryota, Metazoa, Arthropoda, Insecta, Diptera, Diopsidae. The transcript is spliced from 12 exons. Gene Ontology annotation, cellular component: ciliary basal body; axoneme; intraciliary transport particle A. Bases 205 to 4332 code for a protein of 1375 amino acids. Gene Ontology annotation, biological process: intraciliary retrograde transport. The record is from RefSeq and is a predicted model, not a curated record.
CCACAACGUGAUGUCACUUAUCCAGUACAUCCAACAUCACAAGCAUCUGCAUUAGCAUGGCAUCCAGAGAAAUUGCUAUUAGCAUCGGGUUGGGAAAAUGGUGAUAUACAUGUUUGGUUUGCGGGACAUCGUGAAUUCGCUAGUGUGUAUGGUCCACAUAAAGCGCCUAUUAUAUUGCUGGAGUUUAGUGAACAGGGUGGCAGAAUGGUAACUGGAGAUGCUAUGGGUCUACUAACUGGUUGGCGUUGUGAUGGACAAUAUCAAUUCUUGACUAUGUUCUCACAUGAUUUGCGUGAUAUCUUAUUGCAUGUUACUUUUCGGAGGACGAUCGAGAGUGAAGUGCGUGAGGAAAUGAUAAAUUUAGCUAAGGCCGCAGUAGCGGGCGAUGAGAAUGCUCUGGACACUCUCACUAAUUGGCGACCACGUACAGCUGCUCGGAAUUUAACACAUGCUGUUGUUAAAGACAAUCAUUGUUUCUAUGUUGGCACACAAAAAGGAGUAAUGUAUUAUAUUAAUCAAGCUGGCACAUGUACUGAAGUGAUACAUAAAACGAGUUCUGUACCGCGGAUUAUGCAAAUUUUAUGGCAUCCUAAAAAAGAUGCGGUUAUAUGUUUGAUGGAUGAUAUGACUGUCACCUUGUACUUAGUUGAGUCUACUGGUAUACUUACAGAGUUAGAUCGAGUUAAAAUGAGUAGCCGUGUAGCUGGAAAGUAUGGUGCCAUAAGUUGGGCUGGUAAUAGCUUAGCAAUUAUUACAGGAGAUUUUACAGUUCGUAUAUGGGAUAUAGAAAAGAGUGAUAACUAUCUGCUUAAAAUGGAUUUACCCACUUCAUCAUCUUCGACGGAUUUAAACAGCAGCACAAAAUCUGAUUUAUUUAGUCCUGAUAUGGAGAGUUCUUCUUCACAUUUGGGUGCGAUUUUUUCUAAUAAUAGAAAGCACCCAAAAACACCGCAAACAAGUAAUGAAGCAUUUACUUGUAUAGCUUAUAGUUCGGGUAGUCAAACAAUAUGCGCUGGGACUAAUCAUGGUAAUGUCUACACUUGGCGUCGUAGUGUUAAUUAUUUUACAAAUAACCCAGAAGACAGCUGGCAAUUGACCAAUAUAUCCACAGUAAGAGGCGCUGUAAAAGAAUGUUUUUGGGGUUUUAAUGAACUAGCCAAACCAUGUAUGCUUAUCAAUUGUGUGUCUAAUGUAUUUGUACUUAAGGAGCAACCUCUUUUGUCGUAUCAUACACGAGACCUUUGGGCUAUACAACGUAAUGCUAAAACCAUUUUUUUGGAGCAUUCAAGUGGGAAGAAUUGCACAGUGCAGUCGGAGUUUGUUAUCACUGCUCUGGCAUUAAGUCAAAUUUAUUUAAUUAUUAGUAAUGGACGUACCAUAUCUACAUAUAGUAUUGAGAAAAUUGAAAAACCCGAUGAAUACGCUGAUGACAUUGAUAGCGUCACUACUGAAACAGCAAGUAGUGCGAAGAAUACUCCUUUGACGGUGAAACUGAUGCAAACUUUUAAUGCGGAAUGUAUAAUAAUUUUCAUACAGAAUCAAAAUAUAUUUUGUCUUACAUCCAGUGAUGUUGUUAUAUAUUCUAUUGGAGGAGUCGUCUUGAAUAAACUACAAGGAAAUGAUAAUGAAGGUAAAAUUAUUGGUAUGGACCUCACCGGCAGCUAUUUAAGUACUUUCACAAUGAAUGGUUUCAUUAAAUGUUACGAUGUUUCACGACAUGACCCGAAACUUUUAUUUCCCGGUAAAUCAGGUUAUGAUUUCUUAGAUGAUUUUGGAGAAUUUAUUAUAGUUAAAUGUAAUAGUAUUGGAACGCAUUUAGCGAUAAUAAUAGCAAAUAGAAGUUUUGCACCGAAACCAAUUUUAUACUGUUGGGAUUUUGAGAGAAAUAAUUUGAUGUCCUAUGCUUUAGCAAAUGGUAUAGACGAAAAUAAAUCCAGUUUACCUUUAAGUGUUUUUUGGGACACUGAUGAAGCGCGCCUAUUGGCUAUAGAAAUAAAGACCGUUGAACAGAAAAAAUACCGAGAUACCGCGACAAACCGAAAUAUAUAUUCACCGAAUGAAAAAAGUGGUUAUCGUAGCCAUUGUAUUGAAUCGCAAGUUCUUGUAAUGUUCUACACCGAGCAAGGAAAACUUAACAUUUUGGAAGCGCGUGCUUUAGCAUCGGGAGAACAACUUAUUAACCUUUGUGUACCGCAUGUGAUUUCGUUGGAUAUAAAUCUAGUUAAGAGUAAGCCAUUGCAGGAUUUUAUUGAUUUAAAAAAUUGCGAUGCGAAUACCAGGAAACUUGUGUUGAACUUUAGUUUACAUGUAGCAGAAGGUAAUAUGGAUUUAGCAUACCGGUGUAUACGUUCAAUACAGUCUAAAACGAUAUGGACCAAUUUGGCUAAGAUGUGUGUAAAAACAAGCCGUUUGGAUGUAUCAUUGGUAUGCUUGGGACAUUUAGAAAUGGCACGCUCAGUACGUGCAGUGCGACAAGCAAUGGAAGAUAAUGAUUUAGAACAAGAAGCUAAACUUGCCGUAUUAGCUAUAGAGCUUGGCAUGUACGACAAGGCGCAGGAGUUGUACAAAAGUUGUGGACGAAUGGAUUUGCUUAACAAGCUAUUACGAUACAGUGGACAAAUAAAUGAGGCCUUAAAAUUAGCUGAAACAGUGGAUCGUAUACAUUUAAAGAACACCUAUUAUUAUAAAGCGCAAAUUUUGAAGGAAAGCGGUGACAUCAAAGGCGCUAUAGAAUAUUUUGAAAAAACACAAAAUCCAGUACAAAAUAUUACACAAAUGUUGUUAGAAGAUCCAUUGGCGUUGAAACGUUAUAUGCAGAAUACCACUGAUCCUAAGAUGCUUAAAUGGUGGGGUCAAUAUGUAGAGAGUUCUGGAGAUAUGGAUGCUGCUUUAGCUAUUUAUCAAAAAGCUGAGGAUUGGUUUUCGCAGGUGAAAAUUCUCUGCUAUUUGGGUAAAAUUUCUAAAGCCGAUACGAUUGCUCGUCAGUCUGGGGAUCGUGCAGCCUGUUAUCAUUUGGCGCGCCAUUAUGAAAAUGUUGGAAAAUUUCAGGAAGCCAUUAUGUUCUACACUAGAGCACAAACUUUUAGCAAUGCUAUACGCAUAUGUAAAGAAAACGAUUUUCAAGAUGAACUCUGGACUGUGGCCAGUUCAUCGCGUAAUCGUGAUAAAGCAAUUGCUGCAGCUUAUUUCGAGGAAUGUGGUUCUUUCAAACGUGCUGUAGAACUAUAUCAUCGCGCUGGUAUGUUACACAAAGCACUUGAAAUGGCUUUUGAAUCAGAGCAACCAGAAAUUUUAGAGAUAAUUGCUUCUGAAUUGACUAUUGAUUCCGAUUCGGAUCUAAUUAAACGUUGCGCUGAGUUUUUCAUUAAUAUAGAACAAUAUCAGAAAGCUGUGCAUUUACUAGCAAAAACAAAACUAUUAAAGCAAGCAAUAAAUAUUUGCCAUGACAAGGGUGUACCUAUCACAGAAGAUCUUGCAGAGAUGUUAACACCAAAUAAAAAUGAAUUUGAUAGUGAAACGCGAAUAUAUAUUUUGACCCAAUUAGGAGAAUUACUCCAACAACAAGGUGAUUAUCACGCAGCCACUAAAAAGUUCACUCAAGCUGGUGAUAAGGUCCGAGGUAUGAAAUGUUUGCUAAAGUCCGGAAAUACAGAAAAAAUUAUAUUUUUUGCAAAUAUGUCACGUCAACGAGAAGUCUACAUUAUGGCAGCGAAUUAUUUGCAAGCACUUAACUGGCAGGAGGAUGCAAACGUGCUGAAGCAUAUUGUAACAUUCUAUUCCAAAGGACAAGCCUUCGACUCUUUAGCUAAUUUUUAUGCUAUUUGUGCACAAAUUGAAAUCGAGGAAUAUCAUGAUUAUGAUAAGGCGCUAAAAGCAAUGCAUGAGGCUGCGAAAUGCUUGGAUAAACUUGGGCAUUCACAGCAGGCCUUGAAUAAUUUGCAGCGUGCUAUCACAGAUGUUAAAACUAUACUUGAUAUACAAAACUCUUUGCAUAAUGGUGAUAAUCAAGCUGUAAUAUCUGGUUGCAGAAAUAUGUUAAUAAAACCGGAAAUGCCGCCAAUAAAACAAGCUGAUAUACUUGCUAUGUUAAUAAAAUCUCUAAGUUAUACAAAGCAAUACAAUGAAGCUGGUCGCGCUUUAAAAGAACUAGCAACUCGUGAAACUUCUUGGAGUUCUAUUGGUUUGUUGGAUAAGGCUCUGGUGCAAAAAAUUGCAGCAGAAUGCAAUUUAGAUUUUGAUCUAAUAUGGAAUUCGGGUCGAUCGAAAACAGUGACGACAACUAGUGAAAGUGGCGAUGAAGGGGAAGAUGAAAUACAAGAGGAAUUACAUUAAAUUAUAUUUUAAAAACUAAAUAAGAUCAUGUUACGAGUCAAUUACGGUUUUAAAACUUUUAUGAAAACUUAAUCAACUCCGAAUUGUAA